GUGCUGUUCUUUUUUACUGAGAUGCCCAACUAGGCUGGGUGUUCAUGAUGUGGAUUCUCAUGAUCUUGCUGGCAAGUAUUACAUUGCAUACUCUCGUGUGCAUCUGUAGCAAUGUCUGUCCAAAGAAGUGUGUGUGUGAUAGUGCAAAGUCAGUGCAGUGUUUCAGGUUGCAGUCUUUUCCCACUGGAAUCACUAAAGAUGUGAGGAAACUAAACCUGGGAUACAACCACAUCAAGCAACUAAAGGGUAGAGACAUAUCUGGCCUGACAGAGCUGGAGGAAGUGAUAAUUUCAUCCUGUGGAGUGGAGGUGGUGGAGGCCAAUGCUCUCAGGGCUCAGGGGCUACUAAGAAGCCUGGAUCUACAGAAGAAUAAACUGCAUCAGAUCCCCCGUGGUCUCCCACCCAGCCUGGAGACCCUCAACGUGGGCCACAACAGGAUCACAGGCCUCCAGGAGUCUGUCUUUGAGGGGCUGAAGAAACUACGCCUGCUUGAUCUUCAGAACAACCAGAUCACCAACCUGCGUUCCAACACCCUCUCCACCCUGAAGAAGUUGGAGUGCCUUUACCUGGAUGGAAAUCAAAUUGAGACUGUUCAAGGUGCUCUGAGACUCCCCCAACUGAAUCUGUUGAGCUUGGGGAACAACAAGAUCCCCUGUUUUCCCUCAUCCUUUUUCACACCACUACAGUCCUUGACGACACUGCGUUUACCAGGGAACCUCCUAUCAAGAGUCCCACUCGAUCUCCCUCACGCCCUGUCCUACCUGAACUUGGACAGGAACCAAAUACGAGCACUGAGAAACCGCGAGAUGGGCCAACUCCGCAACCUCACGUCUCUGUCUGCGUCCUACAAUAGGUUGGUUUCUGUGGAUGGUGGCCUUCGCUUGCCCAACCUCACAGUGCUGGAACUGCCAGGAAACCAGCUGAGGGUGCUGCCCAGUAGACUGAGCCCCAAACUGGAAAAACUGGACUGCAGACAGAACUCCAUUCAGGAAGUCACCUUCCAGCACCUGUCUGGAAUGAAACAGCUGAAGCAUCUCUUCCUAGAGAAUAACACCAUCUGGAACUUUGAAGCUAAUGCUCUGAGGAACAGCGUUCACAUAACCAACCUGGCUCUGGAACAGAAUCUCCUCUCCUCUAUUCCAGACGGGCUUCCAGAGAGUCUGAUCCGCCUGGACUUGAAAGGGAACCGCAUUGAGGCCGUCCAGGGGCAUGAGCUGAGAUCCCUGAAGCGCCUGCAGGUGUUGAACUUGAGGAGAAACAAGCUGACCUCCCUCCCCCAGAUCACCCUGGAUCUGCUUCCACGGCUGAGGACCGUCUACCUAGAUGGGAACCCCUGGAACUGCAGCUGUGAGCUCCUGGGGGUCAAGAGGACCCUGCUGGCCAGGAGGGUGGAGAUCCCUAAAGAGCUGUGUAACGAGCAUGUGAGUGCGCCGGGGGACAGCUGGAGAGCGUACCUGAUGGCCCAGGACAGAUGUGAGGAGUACUUCAUGGAAACCGCCCCUGAGGACCAAGUGGAGCAGACAGACACUGAGGAGUAUUAUGACUAUGAUUCGUAGAUGGAGAAAAUAAAUGUAGCAGGGGAAUUUCAUGUUUAGCUGAACAUACUGGGUAUUUUGAAUGUUUUAACAUUUUACUGUAGUUUGCCAAUUAAUACUAAGGAAGUUACCUUUAGCUGUGUAGUCAAUAGAAAAACAUUAAACUACUGUAUUAACAAACAGCUAUUGCAAUAUACAUUGGUAAAUAGGUAUAUGUAGAAUAUACCUUAAAUACCUAAUGUAUAAUAACAUAAUAAUAAAUAAACAAGUU
This is a messenger RNA of Oncorhynchus gorbuscha (pink salmon), 1806 nucleotides long. RefSeq names its product nephrocan-like. Gene Ontology annotation, molecular function: protein binding. Gene Ontology annotation, cellular component: plasma membrane. Bases 45 to 1556 code for a protein of 503 amino acids. NCBI's taxonomy places the organism in Eukaryota, Metazoa, Chordata, Actinopteri, Salmoniformes, Salmonidae. The record is from RefSeq and is a predicted model, not a curated record. The transcript is spliced from 3 exons.